CAGGGCGGCGGAGCCGGGAAGUGGGAGAGGGAGCGAAGGAGGCGGAGACUGCAGAGCCCCGCAGCCCGGCCGGGCUCCGAGGACAGGGGCUGCAUGGAGCGGCCGGCGCGGCUCUGCGGGCUGUGGGCGCUGCUGCUGUGCGCCGGCGGCGGCGGCGGCGACGAGGGCGCCGCGCCUACCGAAACUCAGCCACCUGUGACAAAUUUGAGUGUUUCUGUUGAAAACCUCUGCACGGUCAUCUGGACAUGGGAUCCUCCUGAGGGAGCCAGCCCGAAUUGCACCUUACGGUAUUUUAGUCAUUUUGACAACAAGCAGGAUAAGAAAAUUGCUCCUGAAACCCAUCGUUCAAAAGAAGUGCCCCUGAACGAGAGGAUUUGUCUGCAAGUGGGGUCCCAGUGCAGCACCAAUGAAAGUGACAAUCCUAGCAUUUUGGUGGAGAAGUGCACCCCGCCCCCGGAAGGUGAUCCCGAGUCUGCUGUGACUGAGCUACAAUGCGUUUGGCACAACCUGAGCUACAUGAAGUGUACUUGGCUCCCUGGAAGGAAUACAAGUCCAGACACCAACUAUACUCUCUACUAUUGGCACAGCAGCCUGGGAAAAAUUCUUCAAUGUGAAGACAUCUAUAGGGAAGGUCAACACAUUGGUUGUUCCUUUGCUCUGACUAAUUUGAAGGAUUCCAGUUUUGAACAACACAGUGUCCAAAUAGUGGUCAAGGAUAAUGCAGGAAAAAUUAGACCAUCCUUCAAUAUAGUGCCUUUAACUUCUCAUGUGAAACCUGAUCCCCCACAUAUUAAACGUCUCUUCUUCCAAAAUGGUAACUUGUAUGUGCAAUGGAAGAAUCCACAGAAUUUUUACAGCAGAUGUUUAUCUUAUCAAGUAGAAGUCAAUAACAGCCAAACUGAGACGAAUGAUAUUUUCUACGUUGAAGAGGCCAAAUGUCAGAAUUCAGAAUUUGAGGGAAACCUGGAGGGUACAAUUUGUUUCAUGGUCCCCGGUGUUCUUCCUGAUACUUUGAACACAGUCAGAAUAAGAGUCAGAACAAAUAAGUUAUGCUAUGAGGAUGACAAACUCUGGAGCAACUGGAGUCAAGUGAUGAGUAUAGGUGAGAACACCGACCCCACGUUCUACAUAAGCAUGUUGCUCGCCACUCCGGUCAUUGUCGCGGGCGCAAUCAUAGUUCUUCUGCUUUAUCUCAAAAGGCUCAAGAUCAUUAUAUUCCCUCCAAUUCCUGAUCCUGGCAAGAUUUUUAAAGAAAUGUUUGGAGACCAGAACGAUGAUACUCUGCACUGGAAGAAGUAUGACAUCUAUGAGAAGCAAACCAAAGAAGAGACCGACUCUGUGGUGCUGAUAGAAAACCUGAAGAGAACCUCUCAGUGACGGGGAUAUUUAUUUUAACCUUCAGCAUGACCUUGUGAAGAUUCAUCCCAUUCUGCAUUUGUUAUCUGGGAACUCGUGAAACGGAAACUGAAACUACUGGGCCAUUUAAAAACAGGCAGCUCAGAAGAGCCGCGGUCUUUCUGUUGAAUGGAGCACUGAGAAACUAAACGUAAGGGGCUCUUUGGUGAAGAGAGUGGAGUCCUUGUUGUCGAAUUGUGAAAGCAGACCGCCCUCGCGACGCCUUCAAAGUCAGGGACAAAGCAAACAGCGAUGAUGGCGGUAGAGUUAAUCUUACCAAGAGUUGUGACAACUGAGGGAUCUGUGCCUGCUUUGUAUUCUCUGUGUCCAACAAAACCAACACAUUCGAUUUUGUGUGAAACUCAUUUUGGGUGCAGUUGCUCAUGCCAGCCCCUGAGUCACAGAGAACUUCUAGCAAACGAAAUUGAUAAAAUCUGUUAUCUGUUGCUUGGGAUCUUGUGGAGGAAUGUGUGUGGCUCUGAAACCUCUUAGCAGCCUGGAAUCCUCAUCGCCGUGAGCAGCAGGUGUCUCCGCUUGGAAAGGCUCGGACAUCAGCCCUGGCCCCGAGGAGGGCACCUCCAGAAAAAGCAGAGGCCGCUCCUUUCCUGACACCUUUCAAAGCCACGGCAGGCUUUUGGGGGCCCCCGUAGCGGGUGGCAGGACUUGCUGGGUGUGAGGGUGUGCAGCCCAUGCCUUCUUCCCUUCCACUGCUCAGAGCAGAUGCUCGCCCCCCCCCACCCCCCGUGCCCCUGCACUUGGCCCCCAGCCCGGAGGCGCCGCUCACUCGGACGGACGACAGUUGGGCCGAGACCCCUCUGUCCUUACCACUUUAUCUCCACCGGUCAGGUGCCAGACCUUGGCCGUCCACGUGCACCUUCAUUCCCGGCAGCCAGCGGGUCUUUCCCUUCUGGCUAGAAAUUAGGACGUAAAGCUGCGCAGAACACCUAGAGGGGCAGGGAGUAAUUUGCAUCUCAGGUAAAGUGUGAGGAGACUAAGAAACAAUGACUGAUUCUUGCAUAUUUUGUAACUUCUGCGUUGAGUCUGCAUUUCUUGGAAGGUUUUCAGUGUGUACUAUUUCUCUAUGCAUUUUCUAAGCAGAAACGAGGUAUUAUCUUCACUUCGAGCUUUGCUCUUGGCUUCAGAAAGGAAUAGUUCCGUCUUCCCCUUUUCCCUUCCAGCCACGACUGGUUAUGAGUAGGUUUUGCUUCUUGUAUGGACAACAUCUGAGGCUCCAACAUUUGUAUUUUUUUUUUUUUGCAUACUCAGUUAGGGUUCCAUUCUCACCCAGCCCUGCAUCAGACCCACAGAGAUGCUCCCACCACUCCUCCUCCUUCCUCCAAAUUUAAAGAAGCGUGGAAGCGAGAAGCCCCCCCCCCCCCCCCCCCGAGUCUCUCUCCCCCGACGCACGGACUCCGAUCCCUGAUAAGAACUUGAAAAUGUGAUACCGCAGGUUCUCCAGACACUCACCCGUGGGCAGCAAUCAGAUGUUGCGACUUGCAGCUCCUGCUUUUAGGGGACGACAGGAGGUCAGAGGUUUGGGCCCAGGUGGCCACCGGCUGGCACGGCCGCGGAGGAGGAGUGUGCCCUGGCUUGUCGGAGGAAAUUGUGGGCCAGGGGUAGAUGUCAACGUGUUUCCUCCCUGUGCCUUUUUUUUUUUUUUUUUUUAGGUCAGAUUGAGGUGAGAGACAGGCAGAGUAGAUGUCCCACCUUGUUCUGCAGUUCUCUAGAGAGAGCAUUUGGUUUUCCUGUGUCGGAAUGAGAUUCUCUCCCAGUCAAGUCUAUUUUAAUUCUGGAAAGCAAAACACCUACAUGCCUCAGCCAGGGCCAUUUUUCCUGAUAUCCUAUUUAGAUGGCAGUGAGGGAGGGGAUGCUUUGGGAUCAUGGUUCCCCAAGGGACUGCAGAUGGUGACAGUCACAGCCCGGGAGCGGGAACAUCACACUUGGUUUCCAUUCUCCGCUUUGAGCAGUCAGAUAGUUGAAGGAAAGGGGGGCAGCAAACUACAGGAGUACCUAUGGCUGUUGGAGAAUUGCUGAAGAGUGAUUCGCCCGGUGUUGGGAGCUCUCGGGAACUUGAGUACAUCAGUGGGAUUUCCAUAACCUGUAGGAAACACGUAGGUUCAUUCGCUGUGUCAUGCCUAAACUAUAUGGAUUAUCUUUCCCUCCACCCACCUAAGUAAACCCAGUGUAAGGAUGGUCAUUCUUAUUCUUUCAUUCAGAUAAGUUUUUCCUCUAUCUGGGCACUAAAGGGAUACGCGAAACAAUGUUAAGAAUAUUUUUGGUAAUGCCUUCAACUAGGGAUCAUUUUGUUCAACUUCUUAUAGGAAAGUUUGAGUGAAAUAAAUACUGUCUUUUUGUAUGUCA
Molecule: messenger RNA, 3756 nt
Organism: Callorhinus ursinus (northern fur seal)
Lineage: Eukaryota; Metazoa; Chordata; Mammalia; Carnivora; Otariidae
Gene: IL13RA1
Product: interleukin 13 receptor subunit alpha 1
Biological process (GO): cytokine-mediated signaling pathway
Cellular component (GO): membrane; external side of plasma membrane
Molecular function (GO): cytokine receptor activity; protein binding
Source: RefSeq, a predicted model, not a curated record